This is a messenger RNA of Eublepharis macularius, 529 nucleotides long. RefSeq names its product heat shock factor binding protein 1 like 1 (gene HSBP1L1). Gene Ontology annotation, cellular component: cytosol; nucleus. Bases 222 to 434 code for a protein of 70 amino acids. NCBI's taxonomy places the organism in Eukaryota, Metazoa, Chordata, Lepidosauria, Squamata, Eublepharidae. Gene Ontology annotation, molecular function: transcription corepressor activity. The record is from RefSeq and is a predicted model, not a curated record. Gene Ontology annotation, biological process: cellular heat acclimation. The transcript is spliced from 4 exons.
GGAAUGGAAGGAGAAAUUCGCCUCGCCCUCUCCCUUUCAGCAGGCAGCCCGCAUGCCAAGCAUCCGUGCCGGGACAUCCCUCCUGCCUCCACAGGCGGGGCUAGCCUCGUUACCUUUUCUCUUGGCGCCCCUGGAAGGCGGCACGGAAGGCAAGACGCCGCCAUUUGGAGAGGAAAGAGCGGGAAAACGGGCCCGGGUGCCUUUGCCCAGGAGGAAGGGAGAUGGCGGACAACGACCCCCAAAGCGCCAGGGACCUCUCGCAGUUUGCAGAAAAUCUACUACAGCAGCUGCAUGAAAACUUUCAAGCACUGACUGACAAAUUAGCUCUAAGAAUGGAAGACAUGGGUGAGCGUAUAGAUGAUCUUGAGAAACAUGUAACUGGACUCAUGGCACAAGCUGGUGUAGAAAAUGCCAGUGAAGAACUAACGCACUGAAUACAUCAAGAUGGUGAAGGAAAUCUAUGUACUUGAAGACUGUAAAUGGCCUACAAUUAUUAAAAAAUAUUUACAAUCUUUUUAAAAUGGUGUAU